GGUAUAGCGCAGCCUCCUGGCUGCAAAUUGGCGUGCGGAUCGGGCAGUGCGGACGUUGAUCGCACCCCUUAGCUCCAAAUCCCCUUCUGAGAAAGCGGUGAGGCGCUGAGGUCAUUCGACGGCGCACGUGGUGCGAUGAGCUCGGAUAAGACAUGCAAUGCAGUGAAAAUGGGUAAGAGGCGGAGUGAGAGCGGAAGACGAGGUUGGAUGAGGAUCGGAUGAAUCUGCAGCAGUGGUCAUCAGAACCGAGGUUGUUCUGUGUUCUGUCGUUGCGAGUUCUGGCAUCCAGCCUGACAUCGCCGAAAGCACUGGAGUGAUCAAUAGAGAAGCGAUCAAUAGAGAAGCGAUGGAUAGGGAAGCGGUCAAUAGGGAAGUGAUCAACAGGAAGCGGUCAAUAGGGAAGUGACGAGUAGGAAGCGGUGAAUAGGGAAGCGACCAAUCGGGAAGUGAGCAAUCGGAAGUGGAAGUGGAGUGAUCGAUAGGGAAGGAAGUGGAGUUAGGAAAGGAAGCGAGGUGAAGUGAUCAAUAGGGAAGCGAUCUAAUAAGGAACUGAUCAAUAGGGAAAAGUGAAGUGAUUAAGAGGAAGUGAUAAAUAGGGAAGUGACAAAUAGGGAAAAAGCAGCUGAGUUGUGACUGGGAGGACGACCACCAUCGGAUGCCGGCCAUCGAUGGUCGUUACGCGAGAUCCACGCGUGGUAGUAUGGCGAUCGGGGCAACACGGUCAGUCUCAGCAAGUUUGCUGCUGCUCGCCUUGCACUUGCAACGACCUAGCCUAAGGCUGAGGUCAUUGAUGCUGAUGGUAAUGAUCACGAUGACGUGGCAGUUCUCUUCAGCAAUAGGAGCCACGGCGAUGACGCCGCCCACAAGCGGGUUUCAGCAUCUGUCUCGGUCCGAGGGGGUGGCCCUGUUGAAGGCCUUCUUUGUCCGCCAUAGCCAGAAGCUUUGCGAGGAUGUUGCCAGCCUAUCGACGUGUCUAUCAUAUCGAAGUCUCUUGUUCGCUGCGCCGAUCCUUCUUGCAGCGAUGGCUGCUGCCGCCGGCGGAUUGGCCAUGAUCGCGGUCCGGAUGCGACGGUCGGGAUCGUCAACGGCAGCGGAACUGGAGGGACGGGAGCUUCCGCCGCCGGGACCCCGGCCGUGGCCAGUCGUCGGGAACCUGCUGCAACUAGGCAGUCUGCCGCACAGAUCGCUGUCGGCGCUCGCUCGAACCUACGGCGACGUGAUGGGAGUCUGGUUGGGAUCCCGGUACACCGUGGUGCUGACGAGUCCCGCUGCAGCCAAGGAAGCGCUAACUGGGCACGGACAUCGCUUACUGGGUCGGCCAAUCACUCCGACAUACAGCCUGAUCAGCGGCGGAGGGCUCGACAUCCUGUUCGCGCAGUAUGGACCUGAUUGGAUCAAGCGGCGGAGGAUUGCCCAUCUGGAGUUCUUCGCAUCAACGGUCAUGCAGAAGCAGAUGACGUUAGCGAGGAAGGCGAGUAUGGGAAGACUGCUGCAAGUGUUGCAGUCGAAGCUCGUGGGAGAGGGAGGUGGUGGUCGUGGGCGUGGCGAUGGGCAUAAAACGGAGUUGGAUCGGGAUAGCGACCGGAGUAGGGAGGAACACUCGACCGACGUUGACCAGCUUACUGUUGACGACAACAGAAACGAGCAGCAGCAGCAGAUGGAGACGGGAGAGCAGAAGAACAAGCUGCAGCAAGCUGGCAACGGCAAAGACGAAUCGUCGUCGUCGUUCUCCUCCCCCUCCUCCUCCUCCCCCCUUUCUUCUUCUUCUCCGUCGUCAUUGUUGUCUUCUUCUUCGUUGCCGUCUGCAGAAUGUGUGCCAAUCGCUAUUCGGGAUUACUUGUUCGUGUAUCAGCUAGAUUUGGUCUGUUGGGUGUUGUUCGGUUGUCCCAUCAGUCGUUGGGACUGGGAUCGGGAUUGCUCUUGUCACGGAGCUCAGGAGCUUCAGGUUGGUGUCGAAGGGAAGGAGGAAUUCGAUAAACGAGAGAGUCCGGCGGCCGAGACGACAAGGACGAAAGAGAUGACCGAAGAGGCUGAGCAUGAAUGCCCUGAGCGCGAUGCAGGUGCGGCUCACUCCCCGGCAGCUCAAGAAGAAGUACAAGGAGAAGAACAAGGAGAAGCAGGAGAAGGAGAAGGUAGGAGUGGUGCACGCUUCCGCGUACGAGGGACAUCCGGCGCCAUCGGCAGCAGCGCGCCAAGCAAUACCACCGGCAGUAGCCCAUCGUCUCCACCGGGGUCGUCAUCCGAAUCCCGAUCCCCAUCUGCACACCGAUGGAGGCAGUUCUUCUGGGCGACUCGUGGCGGCAGCGAUCGUCCUAGCCGUCGAGCGGGAGAAGGCUCACAAGAACUUCAAGUCGAACUGAUGAAGACGGACCCGACGCGGGAAAGCCAGAAAGAAGUGGAAGAAUACCGCGACGUCAUCACAAAAUUCUUUGAGGUUGCCGGGGUGGGGAGAAUGGUCGACUGUGUCCCGAUCUUGAGGCCGGUGUUCUCGUGGCAGCUGCUGCAGCGCAAGCUCCUGUACUGGAGGCUGCGCGCUCUGGUGAGAGCACAGAUGUUGAGGCGGCGGCCACGUGAACAGAAAACUCCCAAUCAGACGCAGCAAAAAGAUAUGGAUAAGGUAAUCAGCGUUCAGAAGACGGGUAAUGAUGAUGACGAAGCGGCCACUAGCGGUAGUACGCGGAGUGUUUCUGAGCGCGCCGCCGUGCAUCAGGGUCAAACUGGGCUCGGCAUAACCGAUGACUCCGGUGAUGCUGGUCGGGAUCGGGACGAGGAUCGUGGAAAAGAGCCGCAGUCUGCUCAGGAGAAGGACGAAGGCAAAGAGGUAUCCCCUCCACGAGGAGGAGAAGGUCAAGGAGAAGGAGGAGGAGGAGGAGGAGGAGGAGGGGUAAGUGGAGCAGAAGGAAAGAGAGAGGAGAAGCUAUGGCCGCUUGAGGAAGGAGAGGAAGGUCAUUCACUGCGAAAGACGGAGAAGAAGGAGGUGGCUAUGGCGGAGGAAGCUGGGGAGCAUACGGCGGCCAAGGGAGGGAAGGCUGAGGGCAGUAUGAAGGAGAGCGAGGUCAGUAGACUGCCCUGCUGCCCUGCCCUUCAUGGAUGUCAACCUCUUGUCGAUACUCUAACGGAGAAGUACAAGUACGAGCAAAAGGCAGAGACUCCAGAGAGCAAAGAUAACCUUACCGAGGACGAGAUGAUUCUUAUCCUCAUCGACCUUCUGGUCACCGGUGUCUACACGUCGGUGGUGGGAGCAGAGUGGGCUCUGGCAGAGUUACUGCGCAGUCCAGAUGGAAUGACCAAAGCGAGAAUGGAGGUCGAAUUGGCUUUCGGAUUAGGUCAGCCGGUGAACGAAGAGGAUCUGCUAAUCAAAUGCCCUUUCUUACUGGCCUUCCUCAAGGAAGUGCUACGGAUGCAUCCGCCGGCUCCUCUCCUCUUCCCUCAUUUUGCACUCGAGCCGGUUCAACUGAAGGGCUAUCAUAUUUCUGCAGGCACCCAGGUACUUCUCAAUGUGUGGGGGAUAACGCAUGACCCAGCCAUCUGGUCUGAACCUUCACAGUUCGUUCCGGAGAGGUUUCAAGGAGAUAAGAGCCGCAUCGAUCCUAGUGGGAGGUACCCAGAACUACUCCCGUUCGGAGCUGGUCGGCGACAAUGUCCUGGAAUGGCGAUUGGGGUGACAAAUGUAAUGUUCAUUCUUGUGAAUUUGCUGCAACAUUUCGAGGUUUCUCUGCCGAGUGGAAUAUCCCCGGAGGCGGUCGACUUGACGGAGAAGUAUGGCGUUGUGGUGAAGCCUGCAAAACCUCUGCAGACGAUUGGAAAGGCAACCUGUAGUGCCUUGAUUGAUUGCGGAGCGUCUCGCAACUUCAUGAGUCAAGCCUUUAUGGCCCGCGCAGGUCUUGGCCCGCGCGUUCGAAGAAAGACGCAACCUACACAAGUUACACUCGCGGACGGCCGCACGCAGAAGUCAAUUGACCGAUGCGUUGACGGCGUUCCGGUCUACUUUGCGCCACUUGCGUGCGAGCCAGUGUCUUUUGACAUCCUCGACACCAAGUUUGACAUGAUUCUAGGCAUGUCUUGGUUGCGUAGCGCCGAUCAUCCGGUGAACUUCCAUGACCGAACCGUUCACACCCGUGAUCGGAACGGAAUGUUAGUCCCAUGUACGGUCGCGACCCCUCACACUUCGAUUGCUUGUCACGUGGUUUCCGUUGCGAGAAUUCGCGACGCCAUCGCUCGGAAUGACGUCGCGGAGAUGGGCCUUGUAUUCUUGCAUGCUCUCCCCUCGCCGGACGGACCAGCCUCGUCACCACCGGACCCACGCAUUUCUCACCUCUUGGACGAGUAUAGAGACGUCUUCGAGGCUCCCACCGGAACGGUUCCGGAUCGGCCCAUACGUCACGGGAUCACUCUCGAGGCAGGCGCCGUCCCUCCGCGUGGAUGUAUCUACCGCAUGAGCGAAGAGGAACUCGAAGUGCUUCGCGCACAACUCGAUGACCUUCUCGACAAGGGYUGGAUUCGCCCUAGUUGCUCUCCAUACGGUGCACCUGUUCUCUUCGUCCGGAAGAAGAACAAAGAUCUACGGUUAUGCAUUGACUAUCGAAAACUUAACGCACAAACCGUAAAGAACGUAUUCUCUCCCUCGGAUUGAUGAUCUCCUUGAGCGGUUAGGCGGCGCGACGUACUUCUCGAAGUUGGAUCUGAAGUCAGGUUACCACCAGA
Molecule: messenger RNA, 4704 nt
Organism: Chara braunii
Lineage: Eukaryota; Viridiplantae; Streptophyta; Charophyceae; Charales; Characeae
Source: the annotation of a GenBank genome assembly